AUGGAGGUGACUCUGUCGCUCGGCUACCGUUAUCUGUGGAUCGACAUGUUCUGUGUCAACCAGAAUGACGAACGAGACAAGGCCCAGCAGGUUGGAAACAUGGACUUGAUUUAUAAGUCACCAUCGCAGCCGCUUGUGAGCCUGAAAAUGGCCUUGUCGGCAAUCAGAGUGGAAUACGAGGACUGGGACUUUUCAGGAAGCUUUGCUAUCUCGACGCUGGCUCGUCUUCCCUAUGCGGCAGGCAAUUGUCAAAAGCAUCAGGAAAUAUCAGCGGGCGACCUCAGAGCUUUUGAACAUGCAGGAUACGUCUCGGCUGCGCGGAUCCUGAUGGGUCGGAAACCAGCCUACUCGGGUCGAAGCAUUCGACCAGUCCAAGCUGCUGGCAAACUAUACGGCCAUCCUGCGACUUAUCCGACACUAUAAGGCCAGGUAGAUGACGGACGACUCGGAUUCGCUGCGCGCAUUCCAUAGCGCAUCUCGGCUCCAGUUGAUUACAUCCAAGGACUGCUCGUCCUUCCCUCAGUAGUUGGUUUUAACCCUGACUGAGACGAGCGCAAACUAUACUUGAGCUUCUCUCUCAGCUGGCACCAUCUCAAUCGAUGGAUGGCUACCGCUCGGAGGGCAGUUCCAUCUUAGUCCUGGACAGGUUGGGCAGGAGCAGUCCAGUACCCAGAUGUGGACUUCCGCCGGUCCAAGUUAUGAUGACAACUCUCGCAGCAGCAGCAGCAGCAGCCGUAUGCGGUGGGUAUCAUACCUCCAGAACUUCACGCUACACAAUGGCCAGUUAGCCACACCCCGGUGUCCUUCAACUCGCGGUCUGCUUUCUCCGCUGUUCCACCAAGGACAGGGCACCACGAAUACCAAUCAAGGCGAAGCCAAAUCAAGUUCUAAGCCCGUAUCGUACCAUCCGGUUACUUCACC
Messenger RNA from Lasiosphaeria miniovina, 921 nucleotides. RefSeq lists its product as uncharacterized. NCBI's taxonomy places the organism in Eukaryota, Fungi, Ascomycota, Sordariomycetes, Sordariales, Lasiosphaeriaceae. Bases 1 to 423 code for a protein of 140 amino acids. The record is from RefSeq and is a predicted model, not a curated record. The transcript has 3 exons.